AGGGUCCAAAGUUUCCAGCUACGGGGAGCAAGGGAGGGGCAGGGAGUUCUAUAAUUAUUCUCUGAGAGUAUGAGGGAGGUUUGUUGCACGCGACAGCCCUUUAAGGAGGCAGGGAGCCAGCUGCAAUUCAUUUUCGGAGUUGGCGGGGUUUUUUUGUUUUCCUUUCUUUAAAAGAAAAAAAGUUGGGGAAAACUAAAAUUCCUUUUAAAACAUUAAAUUGAGUCUCCCUUUUUGUAUGCUGAAUGCUGCAUGAGUCUUAAACACUAAUAAACAGAGAAUGCAUGAGACUCGCCUCAGUUGGUCCCGGUGUUUGUUUGCAGAGUCAAGGUACUGCUUUCUGGCAGGCCCUAGUGACCGAGAUACGCAUGCGCUGCCGCAGUGGCCAUCUUUAGUGUGGGCCGAAGCCAGUGAUGCCUAAGGGCCUAACUGCGCACGCGCAAGCCUUCUCUUCCCUCUUCCUAGUAGCUUUGACUACAGUGGAGUCUCCGCGCGCCAUUUCCCUGCGCCUGCGUACUGCGAUCCUGCGCAGCCUAGGAGGCGGGUUUUAGCUCCAGGUUUGUACAGCUGCUGAGUAGACACGAACUUGGUUUGCGAGGUCCAAGGCAAAUGACUCCGGUCCAGGUGUUGGAGAGGGCAAUGUAAAAGCGAGAAAGCAGGCCCUUCCUUUUUCCAGCUCCGAGCGUGGUUUCUGCGGGUCCCGGGGAACGGCAGAAUUCUGGAUGCGUGGGGUGGGGUCUGUCCUUGCAGGGAUCUGAGCGCCCCCUUCUGGGGACCGUGCUCUGGCCGCAGUCAGCUGUUGGACUGAUUGGAGAUUUCCUUAAACCCCAGUGGAUCUCAAGCCUUUUGGGGGAGGCACCCUGGUUUGGUAACUCUAAAAUCUACUACAUUGGCUGGGCUGCUUCUAUAGUACUCUAUGUCCCUUGCCCUGGGCCAUGGAACCAUUGCAGGCAGCACAGCGGCGCCACUGUCUGAAGAAGGAGAAGUGACUUCCGGCCUCCAGGCUCUGGCGGUGGAGGACACCGGAGGUCCCUCUAUCGCGGCUAGUAAGGCCGGGGAAGAGGGGGAAAGCAGUCAGGAAGAGGUUGGGCGUGAGGGACCCAGGCCCGAGGAGGCACAAGAAGCUCCCAGCGCUGCGGGCGACGAGCGUGCCGAGGGAGAAUCCGAAGACUGGUGCGUGCCCUGCAGCGAUGAAGACGUGGAGCUGCCGGCCAAUGGACAGCCCUGGACGCCUCCACCCUCUGAAAUCCAGCGGCUCUACGAACUGCUGGCUGCCCAGGGUACUUUGGAGCUUCAAGCAGAGAUCCUACCCCGCCGGGCGCCUACUCCCGAGGCGCAGAGUGAGGAGGAGAGAUCAGAUGAGGAGCCAGAGGCCAAGGAAGAGGAGGAGGAAAAGCCGCACAUGCCUACAGAAUUUGACUUUGAUGAUGAGCCAAUGACACCAAAGGAUUCACUGAUUGACAGAAGACGUACGCCAGGAAGCUCAGCCCGGAGCCAGAAACGGGAGGCGCGCCUGGAUAAGGUCCUCUCAGACAUGAAGCGACAUAAGAAACUAGAGGAGCAGAUCCUUCGGACCGGGAGAGACCUCUUCAGCCUGGACUCAGAGGGCCCCAGCCCCGCAAGCCCUCCACUCCGGUCCUCAGGAAAUAGUCUCUUUCCCCGGCAGCGGAAGUACUGACUGUUGCUUCUCCAGGCUUCAGGUGAAGACUGUUCCUGCUGGGCGUGGCUGGCCUUUCCCAACCCAGGCCCUGGCAAACUUGUAACAGAAAAGCCUCAAGCUCCCAGCCCAGUGCCUUGCAGGAGCGUGAAUGUGUGUUCUGUCUGUUGGGUGUCUGUUUGCAGCUCUGAGCUGGACUUGCUGAGUCUAAUAAAAAAAUGCUGGAUGAUCCUCUCUUGGGAGAAACUGCAGCUGAACCCAAGCACAUGUUCUCA
Molecule: messenger RNA, 1929 nt
Organism: Acomys russatus (golden spiny mouse)
Lineage: Eukaryota; Metazoa; Chordata; Mammalia; Rodentia; Muridae
Gene: Pagr1
Product: PAXIP1 associated glutamate rich protein 1
Exons: 3
Coding region: 914-1675 (253 amino acids)
Source: RefSeq, a predicted model, not a curated record